This is a messenger RNA of Chenopodium quinoa (quinoa), 1780 nucleotides long. Its product is annotated as pentatricopeptide repeat-containing protein At1g07740, mitochondrial-like. Gene Ontology annotation, molecular function: protein binding. The transcript has a single exon. The record is from RefSeq and is a predicted model, not a curated record. Bases 214 to 1686 code for a protein of 490 amino acids. NCBI's taxonomy places the organism in Eukaryota, Viridiplantae, Streptophyta, Magnoliopsida, Caryophyllales, Amaranthaceae.
AUUAUUGACAAUGAUCUAACACGACAACAUGACUAAAACCCAAGAAUUAACCCGAACAUGACUUGAACAAAUUAGACCCAGCCCAAAAGUUCCAUUGUUCAACUUAUCCGGUUAUCCCCUCCCCACCCAGCUGAUAUCAUUAUUUCCAAUUACAAAUUUACAAGUCAUUAUUAUCGAGAAAAUUACAGUACGAAUUAUAACGGAGUAUGAAGUAUGAACUUGUUAGUUGUUACUAAAACAUCUGUUUUUGAGAAAAUAGAAGUUUAUUCGAAUUGCUCUGUUUUACCCCGAAAUCAUUCAAAAAACCAAAACGAAGUGAUGUUAAAGAUUCAUCACUCAAAAAUCCCAAAAAUUAUCACCAAAUUACAAUUUCAAACCAUAACAUCCAUUUCAAGACCUCAAAAUCGAACACACAAACCAUCUUCAAAGCGUCGAAAACCCAAACCAAUUCCAUUUCUUGCUGAUCUCAAGCAACUCCAUAACCCAGAUGAAGCGCUCUCUCUCUUCGAAGAUUAUACUCAAAAAGGCGUCAAACAUGACUACCCUUCUUACGCUUCUCUCCUCUACAAGCUUGCUCGCUCUCGUAAGUUUGAUCAAAUCGACCCACUUCUUGAUUUCAUCAAAAAUCGCGGUAUUCGUUGCCGGGAAGGGUUGUUUAUAGCUUUGAUGCAGCAUUAUGGGAAAUGUCAAUUGGUUGAGAAAGCAAUUGAAUUGUUUAAUCAAAUGCCCAAUUUCAAUUGUGAAAGAAAUUUGCAGUCUUUCAAUAUUUUGCUUAAUGUUCUUAUUGAUAAUGAUCGAUUUUCUGAUGCAAAUGAUUUGUUUUUGAGGUGUAAAGAACUGGGUUUUAAGCCGAAUUCGGUUUCGUUUAAUAUAAUGAUGAAGGGUUGGUUGGUGAAGGGUGAGUUGGAGAAUGCGUGUAAGGUAUUUGAUGAAAUGCUUGAGAGAGAGGUUCAGCCUACUGUUGUGACUUAUAAUAGUUUGAUUGGAUUUUUGUGUAAGAAGGGUGAGGUGAGUAAGGGCUUGAAGUUGCUUGAUGAAAUGAUUUGCAAAGGAACGCACCCGAAUGUGGUUACUUUUGUUCUAUUGAUGGAAGGAUUGUGUUCCUUAGGGAAGUAUAAUGAGGCUAAGAAGAUGAUGUUUGAUAUGGAGUACCGAGGGUGCAAACCUCGGCUUGCUAAUUUCGGGGUUUUGAUGACCGAUCUUACUCAGAGAGGGAAGUUUGAUGAAGCAAAAUCAUUGAUUAAUGACAUGAGGAAGAAGAGGCUAAAGCCAGAUGUUGUAAUUUAUAACAUAUUGGUGAACUUUUUGUGUAAAGAAGGGAGAGCUGAGGAGGCUUAUAAGGUGCUUGUUGAUAUGCAAAUUAAAGGAUGUGAGCCUAAUGCAGCUACUUAUAGAAUGUUGUUCGAUGGGUUUUGUCGAGUUAGUGAGUAUGAGAGGGGUUUGAGUAUCCUAAAUGUUAUGAUGAUGAGCCACCACUAUCCGCGCUUGGAAAGUUUUUAUUGUUUAGUUACGGGCUUGCUCAAGGGCGGGAAGAUGGAUGAUGCUUGGUUUGUCUUGGAAGUGAUGGGGAAGAAGAAUAUAAGAUUUCAAACUGCAAGAUGGGAGUCUCUUGUUGUGGAGCUCUGUGGUGAUGAUCAUGACACUACUGUUAAACUUGUGAGUGAACUAAGCUCCUUGAAUUCAUAAACUUAAAAUACAAGUUAAAUUAUUUCUAAGCUGUGACAUUUUUUGGGUGCUUGUAUCCUAAACAUAUGCUGUCCUACUCUUUUUAAUUACCUAA